UUCACUUUUCGAGUCCACAAAACAAAACCCCUAAUUUCUUCUUCUUCUUCUUUCUUCUUCUUCCUCAGAUCUCCCAAUGGCGAAAUCCCUCUCCCUUCUCCUCCUACUCCUCUCCAUUCUCACCAUCUCCGCCUCCGCCUUCAACGGCGGCGCUUCCAGUUUCAUCAAAUCCAAGUGCAGCGCCGCUACUUACCCUGACCUUUGCGUCCAAUCCCUCUCAAGUUUCUCCUCCACAAUCCAACGAAACCCCCGCCAAUUAGUCCAAACCGCUCUAGCCGUCAGCCUCUCCCACGCUCAAUCCACCCGAUCUUUCGUCUGGAAACUUACCAAGUUCAGUGGACUUAAACCGAGAGAGCGCGCGGCCUUGAAGGACUGUAUGGAAGAAGUCGGAGACACCGUAGAUCGGCUCAACAAAUCGGUGGAGGAACUGAAGCGCGUUAGCGGAUCUAAGAAGGACUUCCAAUGGCACAUUAGCAACGUUGAGACUUGGGUGAGUGCUGCUAUGACCGACGAGAACACUUGCUCCGAUGGAUUUGCUGGCUCUGCUCUGAAUGGAAGAAUUAAAUCUUCCGUUAGGGGUCGCAUUGUGGAUGUUACUCGAGUGAUAAGCAAUGCGUUGUCUCUGAUUAAUAAGUACGCUGAGAAUCAAAGCUAAAGCUGUGAUUUCAGGUUCUUCCAAUUUCUACUCUGUUUCUGCGCUUGUGGUGAACAAAUUGGAGAUGAAUUAGAUGAAUCUGUUUUGGGUUUUUGAUGUAUAUUAAGAGAGUUUUUUUUUUCGUUAUUUUUUCUUUUUAGUGUUUUGAUGUGGGAAAUGCAACCGUAACGAUUAAUAGUGCUUUCUCUGUUUUUGCCUAUCUUCUUUGUAAUUGUAAUACAAGCUUUCAAGUAUCCAUAUAUAUACAUAUAUUAUAUAACUUCUAAUCUUCUA
Cucumis sativus (cucumber) is the source of this 928-nucleotide messenger RNA. Its product is annotated as 21 kDa protein. The coding region runs from base 77 to 655 and encodes 192 amino acids. The transcript has a single exon. NCBI's taxonomy places the organism in Eukaryota, Viridiplantae, Streptophyta, Magnoliopsida, Cucurbitales, Cucurbitaceae. Gene Ontology annotation, molecular function: enzyme inhibitor activity. Gene Ontology annotation, biological process: negative regulation of catalytic activity. The record is from RefSeq and is a predicted model, not a curated record.